UGUAAAAUCCCACAAUCGAAAGUUGGUGUUAUUGAUGGACCUGUAAUGUGGAGUGAGUCCGUCUGAGAUCGACUGACUGGAGAAAUAUCUGAUUAUGUUUAACAUCGCCUGUGGGAAUAUAUGGGUAUAUGCCAGUAUAUAAUCGGAUUUCGGAUUAUUUUGUGCGGCUGCGUGCAAAAUGCGCAAUUUCCAGGUGGAUUGUUGUGUUUAGGGAAUUCGGCUUUCACUUCAUCAUGAAGACAGCCGGCGUGUAUUGAGUUUUUCUACUGGAUUCAUAUAAAAUAUUGAUAUCAUCUUUUACCUUUUGGCAUAAACUUGGUGUGGGAUUAAAACAAACCCGAGAGAAGUAAUGAGAAGUAGGAAGAGAAGGUAGCGGAGCCAUGGAGAGGCGACCAGGGCCCGUAACAAGUGUGGAGAAGCCACCUUUAGCCCCUAAACCAAAGUAUAUACCACUACAAAACUCAAAUCCCCAAGCAACUAACCUGGACUGCUCCCAGCCAACAAAAAACAAUGUGAAAUCUCCAAAUGUGUCACAGCUGUGUCUUUCUAAAUCCCCUACAGCAGAAUGGAAACCUGUUUCUGUUUUCACUAGUGAAUAUCAAUCACAUUUUCAACAACUGGAAAGAGGUCAAGGAUUACUGCCUUCCCAAAAUAAAUACAAACCUGUGAUUUAUUCAGGCCAAUCACAAGCCACCACACCUCACAAUGUACGUGAGUUUUCAGGCGAGCAACUGGAGACACCUCGAGUAACCCAUGGCCAGGGCCACAAAACUGUGAAAGACAAUCUUACAAAUGGUUCAGUAAGUUCUAAAAAAAAGGCAACCAGCAAACCUCAUGCUGCUAAUGUUUUUUCACAAACUGGAUUGCAACCUAAAUCUGACGAGUCUGAGCCGAUCCUAUUUAACAACACGCAGCGUAGACACUCCAUUGAUGAUUCCUCUGUUCCACUUCAUGCUCAAAAGACCUCACCAAUCCCUGUGCAGAAUAACUCAAAACCCUCACAAGAGUCAGGAGGAUAUGUGAAGCCCAAAUAUAAAGCUUUAACAGUGAAAGAGCAUACACUAGCUCAAGUUUACAGCGAAGGACUAACUCCAAAAAAACAGAAGAAAUCUAAAAGUAGACAGGAAUCACAAAAUGAACUGGCUGCGUUUUAUCCACGCUGGAAAGCCCUUUCCCCAGAACAACAAACAUGCCUGGAUGUACCCACCACCGCCACCACUCCGGAAAGCACACCAGGGAAGAAAUCUGGUACUUCUUUGAAGCCUAAAGUGAAGUCUUUGAACCAAGCAGACCUGAAUCAUUCAGAUGGCCAGAGGAAGUCAUCCUUCAAGAAAUUAAAGGACUUUGAAUUCUCAGUGAAAAAGUUGCCCAAGCUAUUCUACAAGGGAGGACAAGGUCCAGAGAUUACCAGCAGCAAAGAUGAGCAGUCAGUGGACAAAGGUUGGCAGAUCACCAGGAACCAAAACAAAAGCCAGAUUCAAAUACCACAAUACAGAACACAUCAUGUCAAAAUUCAGCAUGAUGAAGGUGCUGUUGAGCUUAGUGUGGAUGGAGAUGAUGUAGAAAAUGGGCAUCUACCUGAAGAUUUACAAGAAAAUAGAAAUUUUUAUAGCCCAGGGAUACGGAUACAACAAAACCCCAGGAUAAGGCAAGAUUAUAAUAUGAGCCAUGCAUAUGAUAAGACCUACUCAGAUGAUGCACACUCGGCGAAAGUGUUUGAAAGCAGCUCAGAAGAGGAGGAUGAAGAAGAACUGGCAACCAGUUCAAACAAAUGGCAGAAUCAGGAUUCCAAAAAGAGUAAGUUGUCUCACAUUGCCAAAGAGAUCGUCAGUUCAGAGAAAGUGUUUGUGGACGUGUUGAAGCUUCUCCAUAUUAGUUUUCGGGAUGCAGUGAAGAAUGCCUCUUUGUUGGCUGGGAAAGAUGUGAUUGAUGAGAGGAACCUCAAUCAGAUCCUUUUUUCACUGCCACAGCUUUAUGAGCUCAACCAGGAUUUACUGAGGGAGCUGGAGGAUCGUGUGGCACACUGGAAUGAUCAGACAGGCAUAGCAGAUAUCUUUUUGAAGAAAGGUCCAUACUUGAAAAUGUACUCCAGCUACAUUUGCAAGUUCGACAAGAAUGUGGCUCUACUGGAGGAGCAGUGCAGGAAGAGCCUGGCUUUUGCAAAGGUUGUUCUGGAAUUCGAGAGCAGUCCGUGCUGUGCAAAUCUCGCCCUGAAACACUACAUGCUGAAGCCCGUUCAGAGACUUCCCCAGUACCAGCUCCUUCUCACAGAAUAUUUUGAGAAUCUUGAUGAAGACUCUCCAGAUUACAAAGAUGCAGAAGCCGCACUCAGUAUAGUAAAGGAAGUGGCACACCAUGCCAAUGAGACCAUGAAGCGAGGGGACAACUUCCACAAACUGAUGCAGGUCCAAUGCAGCCUGAUUGGAAACCAUGAGAUUGUAAAGCCGGGCAGGCUCUUUUUGAAAGAGGGUAUCUUGCUGAAGCUAUCUAGAAAAGUUAUGCAGCCUCGAAUGUUUUUCUUAUUCAAUGAUGCUCUGCUGUAUGCUACAACCCUCCAGCCAGGACAAUACAGGCUGAAUAAUGAGCUCUCUUUGUCUGGAAUGAGGGUCAGUAAGUCAAGUCAGGAAGGAUAUCAGAACGAGCUGAACAUUGAAAGUGUUGAGCGCUCUUUUAUUCUGUCUGCCAAUUCCCCUGCAAGUCGAGACGAGUGGCUUGAGGCAAUCUCCAAUGCCAUUGAAGAUUUCACUAAGAAAAUGACCACAUUUCACCCCUCAAGCAAAGGUUCUGAAGAGGGGGACAGAGAUAGUUUGGACAGUGCAGCUCUGCUCGGAACCAAGGCCCCUAUAUGGAUCCCUGACCUGCGAGCCACCAUGUGUAUGGUCUGCACAUGCGAGUUCACUCUGACCUGGAGGAGGCAUCACUGCAGAGCCUGUGGAAGGGUGGUAUGUCAGGCAUGUUCGGUUAAUAAGCAUCCUUUGGAGUAUUUGAAGAAUCGCCCCACACGUGUCUGUGACCAGUGCUUUGAGAUUCUGCAGCAUAACAGCUCAGGAAACCAGGCACUAGCUAGUGCUCUUUCUCCCAAAUCGUUUCACUUUAGAAGGCAAAAGAAGAUCCCAGCAGCCCUGAAAGAGGUUUCAGCAAACACAGACGGCUCAUCCAUGAGUGGUUAUAUGGACAGAAUGAAGGCCCGUAAGAGACAAUGGAAGAGACUGUGGUUCGUCGUCAAGGAUAAAGUGCUAUACACUUACGGCGCAAGUGAGGAUGUAGCGGCUUUAGAAAGCCUGCCGCUACUCGGCUUCACUCUCACGCAAGACGAUCCUGAGUCGGCUCAGCAGUUUCAGCUGCUCCACAAAAACAAGAUCUUCUACAUCUUCAAGGUUGAAGACCCCAGUACAUACAACAGGUGGAUAAAAGCUUUCCGUGAAGCCAUGGUUUUAUAGCCUGUGCGACCACUACUGUAAAUAAUAACACAGAUCCCUGUUCCUGUGGCAAAUCAUACAUCAUCACACUAUAUAUGUAUGUGUGUAUAUACGGCGUGUGUAAUAAAAAAAUUGAAUAUGUUUGGUUUAACAACACACUUUUUCACAUUGAUGUUAUAAAUCUACUGUCAAAUAUAUAUAUAAAGGAUUCCUUAUAGUUCAAAAACUCUUUAUUUUCCUUGUAUUUUUAACUCUAAGCCUAUUUGUGGUCUAUGUAUUGUCUGGGCCAUAGAAUUGGUUCUGUGUGCUAAAUAAAUGUCUAUUUUCAUAAAA
Silurus meridionalis is the source of this 3752-nucleotide messenger RNA. Its product is annotated as FYVE, RhoGEF and PH domain-containing protein 6-like. The record is from RefSeq and is a predicted model, not a curated record. The coding region runs from base 381 to 3440 and encodes 1019 amino acids. Lineage: Eukaryota; Metazoa; Chordata; Actinopteri; Siluriformes; Siluridae. Gene Ontology annotation, cellular component: cytoplasm. The transcript has 21 exons. Gene Ontology annotation, molecular function: guanyl-nucleotide exchange factor activity; metal ion binding.